CGUGAGAAUAUGCCGCACACGACUCUUUUGUAAGGAAGAUUCUUUCUUUAUAAUACACAUCUCUUGGCUCUAUAUAUAAACCCCCGAAGAACAAGCCAUUUUCUCUCUCUGCCACAAAUUCCCACUUCUUAGUUAUACUUAAUUGUGAUUCAAGAAUUGGUGCAUCCACACUUCUUUGUAUUGAAGCCUUUAUGUUAUUACUGGCAAUCAGUCUGAUUCAGUCGACUGGUUGCCAAAUAGCAUAUGACUCCCGAGAAUGCAUUGAAGCCCAGUACGGCCUUAAAUGGAGUGCAAGGAGUCCAUCUGGUGCCUCACUCACCGUUUGCAUAUGAAGAGAUAAAACAUGAUGGCGACUUCCAUGAAUCUACUUAUGGAAGAUCUGACUUUAGCUAUAACCAAAGGCUAAGAGUACAGAAAGUAUGGCAGCAAAGACCUGCUUGUCUGAGGCCAAUCCAUGGUUGCAUGAAUGGCGAUAAACAUCUUGCAGAAAGAGUCGCUAAUGUGCUAACUUCACUUCCUUUCAUUGCCCUUGGAAUCCAGGCCCCAAGGAAGAAUUUAAAUUGUAAACUCUACGCUAAUUCAUUAAUUGGAGUGGGAAUUGCUUCCAGUGCAUACCAUGCUUCAAGAGGAAAAUUGAGAAAGUAUCUCAGAUGGGCCGACUAUACAAUGAUAGCCACAGCAAGUGUGGUGAAAACAAGAGUUUUCAAAUAA
This is a messenger RNA of Olea europaea var. sylvestris, 711 nucleotides long. RefSeq lists its product as uncharacterized. The transcript has 6 exons. The record is from RefSeq and is a predicted model, not a curated record. Lineage: Eukaryota; Viridiplantae; Streptophyta; Magnoliopsida; Lamiales; Oleaceae. The coding region runs from base 244 to 711 and encodes 155 amino acids.